This is a messenger RNA of Periophthalmus magnuspinnatus, 3318 nucleotides long. RefSeq names its product acidic leucine-rich nuclear phosphoprotein 32 family member E-like. The transcript has 7 exons. The record is from RefSeq and is a predicted model, not a curated record. Gene Ontology annotation, biological process: regulation of apoptotic process. Gene Ontology annotation, cellular component: nucleus. NCBI's taxonomy places the organism in Eukaryota, Metazoa, Chordata, Actinopteri, Gobiiformes, Gobiidae. The coding region runs from base 153 to 875 and encodes 240 amino acids. Gene Ontology annotation, molecular function: phosphatase inhibitor activity; histone binding.
GGCGUCCGCUCUGGAGGUCGGACGGGAGUAAGAUGGCGGUUCAGUUGUGCCCUGGCGUCCAUCUGAGCUGCUAGGCCUGUGACACAGCGCUUCGGCUUUCCCCUCAUUUUUCUGUUCUAUCUUUGUUUAUUUACCGUUUUUGCGCCACUAAAAUGGAGAUGAAAAAGAGGAUUACCGAAGAGCUGGGUGGCAGGAAACCUGCAGAGGUGGUAGAGCUGCUCCUGGACAGCUGUCUCUCUGCAGAUGGUGAGUUGGAUGGUCUGAGUGACGACUUUUCAGCUCUGGAGGUCCUGAGUCUGUGCAACACUGGCCUCAAAAGCCUGAGCAAGAUGCCCUCCCUGCCCAAGCUCAAGCGGUUGGAGCUCAGUGAUAACGCGCUGUCUUCGGGGUUGGAGGUUUUGGCUGAGAAGUGUCCUGCUCUGACCUACCUGAACCUGAGCGGCAACAGCAUCAAGGACCUGAGUACCAUCAAGGGGCUGCAGAAGCUCCCUGCACUUCAGUCUCUCGACCUGGAGGAGGAUGAGGAAGAUGAAGAGUCGUGGAGAGAGAAAGUCUUUGAGCUGCUGCCUCAGAUCUGCUUCUUAAACGGCUUUGACCAGGACCACAACCAGGCUCCAGAUGACGAUGACGAUGAUGAAGCUGGUCCCCAUGAUGAUGAUGAUGAUGACGAUGACGAUGAGGACGAAGAUGAGGACGAAGGCUCAGAGGACGAAGAGGUCGGACUGUCCUACCUCAUGAGGGAGGGCAUCCAGGAUGAGGAGGAUGAUGGGGAUUACGUGGAGGAGGAAGAGGAGGAGGAAGAUGGAGAUGAGGAUGCACUCCGAGGCGAGAAGAGGAAGAGAGACGCCGAAGAUGACGACGAUGAUGAUGAGUGACCCCGCCCUCAGCCAAUCAGAGCCCAGGAACCCAAUCCCCUCAGCCAGCUAGAGGAACCAGGAACCCAACCACCCUCAUCCAAUCAGAGCCAGGCCCCACAUGGAUCCACGUUCCAGAAUGCACUGCUCUCUCUGUACAGUCUGGAGUUCUGACUUUAAAUAUAAAAGCUCACAGCGCCCUCCACUGUCCACCUGAACACUGAGAUCACUUUGGGUUGCUUUAGACUUUAGACUGAUCUGUUCUAAUGUUUCCUCAUCACAAACGGACCUGGAGUUGUGUUUUGUUUCAUUUACACAUGUUUAACACACAAACCUGGGGCGACAGUGGCUCAGUGGUUAGAGUGUUGGUCCCCCCCAAGACACUUCACCCACAUUGCCUAGUAUGAAAGUGGUGUGUGCGUGCGAAUGAUAGUUGGUGGUUGGAGGGGUCGAUGGCGCAGAUUGGCAGCCUCGCUUCCGUCAGUCUGCCCCAGGGCAGCUGUGGCUACAAUAGUAGCUUACCAUCACCAAGUGUGGAAAUAAAUGAAUAAUGACUAUAGUGUAGCGCUUUGAGAGGCUUUGAAAAGCGCAUUACAAGUGUAAGCCAUUAUUAUUAAACCCUGCAUAAUUAGGGUGAGCUCUUCUCUCAAUCAGAAAACACCCUGUUCCACCUUGUGAUGUCAUGUGGUAAUACAGGAAGUGCUCCACUGUAUUUUUAAACUCCAGACACCUUCACUAGAAUCAUUUGGAUGAUGUCAGCCCUGGAAUUGCCAAUCUCUACUGAACCUUGUGAUGUCAUGAAGUUUUCAAGGCAGAGCAUUUUGAGCUUUGGAGGUAUAGACAGACUAAUAAUAAAGUUACUCAAACAUGUGUGAAUGAAACAAACACAACAGGUAUAAUUUUGAGGUGGUAACAUAACAUGGCUUAAUGGUCACAAGAGUCAGUUUUGUGUAAUACAGGACCUUUAAAGCCAGAUUAGGGUUAGGCAAAAUGAUACAGUGCACAGAGGAUAAACCCCGCCCCCACAGACAGUGAUUGACAGGCGUCUCACCUGCACUGGGACAACCACACUAUCUGAACAGGGGAACAUGGGGAAAACCCUGCAAAAGAGAAACAGUUCGAAACCAGGCGACUAAACCAAACAUCUCCAUCAGUCUUGCAUCUGCUCUACACCUCUUGUCUUUAACUAACUGGCUGUCGACCUUGCCAUUAAAAAACAAACUGAUCCCUGACCAAUAGAUAUGAAUGAAUCGCCAUUCAAAUGUGAUCAGUCGCCUCUCCCUAAAACAAAUCUGGAUUUUCUUACAGUAGACAACGCUUCAAGAGGCAAAUAAAGUCAUCUCACUUAUCUGUGGUUGGUUAAAUCCACCUGUCACUCAUCCAGAACCUGACGAGCCUGACCAAUAGGAAGAGUGACUUUGACCAUAAAGCCAACAGAAAAUGAAACGGGUGAAUCAAGAUAUUUCACCAAAAUAGCAGAGAUGAAUAUGGAGAUAAAAUGGCUAAGUCACUGUAAUGUAAGAACUCACUUUGAUUUGACCAUUUCCAUGGUUAUGUGCACACAAAAAUCUGAUUCAUCUGAUUUGUAGACCGUUUUAAAAUGACUUGAUCAUGUAAACUUAGUAAACAGAGGGGUGAUGGUCAGAUGAGGUUUAGAUUUCUUAAAAAAACAACUUUUAUCUCAAAAAAUCUGUCAAUUUGAUUUUUGAGUGCCGUAGUGACGCAAGAGGUUUGAGUUCAUAUUUAGACUUGUUUUACUCUAGAGGGCGCUGUGGGUUGUGUUAUAAAAGAUCAGGGAAAACAUGCUUCAGGAGAGCUUCAGACUAGGGAUGGGCCACAUAUUGGUAUCGGCCGAUGUCGAUACUCGAUACCAGUAUCUCUUGGACUCUUUUUCCUUCUCUCUGUGUGCCCUUUUUGAACAGACUCAUGAGGAACAAUGGACAUAGAAGAGAGUUACACAAACAUUUUAUAUCCCAUUUUGUUAUUUUUACAAAAGUGAAAAGUUUAUCUUAAGCUUAAGAUUUUAAAAGUGAAAUAAUGAUUAUCGGCCACACCAGCAGGCUUAAUAUCGGAUAUUGAAAAAUCCAUAUCGGCCCAUCCCUACAUCAGUCCAGCUUCAGUCCAGAGCCGUUCAAACCCUUUAAGCCCAGUGUCCUCCCAGGAGAAUGCCCCCUGGAGUCCAGUUUCUUCAUGUUUCACCUCCAGUUGACCCACCCACAGAAGCAUUUUUGGACUACCAUGUUUUUAAAGUUUAUAAAAUGUGCAGUUCUCAAAAUCAGGUCUGACGACUGUCCAACAUUUCCCACAAUCCCCCUCUUACCCUGCCGGCGUGUGGCUCAAUGGCGCCCCCUCUUUGUAAAUAGAUCUGUGUGCAUCUGUAGUUUGUGUCGUGUUUUUACUAUUUUAUUUUUUUUAUUCCCGUGUGAUGUCAUCAGAGUUUUGGAAUAAAAAUGACUGGAUUCUA